Messenger RNA from Penicillium soppii, 636 nucleotides. RefSeq names its product small nuclear ribonucleoprotein-associated protein. The transcript is spliced from 6 exons. Lineage: Eukaryota; Fungi; Ascomycota; Eurotiomycetes; Eurotiales; Aspergillaceae. Gene Ontology annotation, cellular component: U4 snRNP; U1 snRNP; cytoplasm. Gene Ontology annotation, molecular function: RNA binding. Bases 1 to 636 code for a protein of 211 amino acids. The record is from RefSeq and is a predicted model, not a curated record. Gene Ontology annotation, biological process: mRNA splicing, via spliceosome.
AUGGCUACCAACAAAAUGCAAAACCUGAUCAACUACCGGAUGCGCGUGACCCUGAACGAUGGUCGCCAAAUGACCGGUUCUAUGUUGGCGUUCGAUAAGCACAUGAACCUUGUUCUUGCAGACACAGAAGAAUUCCGUCGCAUCAAGCGGAAGUCCAAGCCCACCGCCGGUCCCACGAACGCCCCGCUGGUCGAAGCAGAAGAGAAGCGAACUCUCGGCUUGACUAUCGUUCGCGGAACUCAAGUUGUCUCCUGCUCUGUUGACGGUCCUCCCCCUGCCGAUCCCUCUGCUCGACUCGGCACCGCCGGCCCCGGUGCUGCUGCUACUCUCGCCGCCGGUCCAGGUAUCAGCAAGCCCGCUGGCCGUGGCCUGCCUGUCGGACUCGGAGGCCCUGCAGCCGGUGUUGGUGGACCCGCUCCUCCUGGCGGCUUUGGUUUUCCCCCCGGCGGCUUCCCGGGUGCACCUCCCCCAGGCUUUGCUGGACGUGGAGGUCCCCAAGGUGGACCUCCUGGAUUUGCCCCUCCUCCUGGAUUUGCUCCUCAGGGUGGUCCCCCUGCCGGUUUCCAGCCCCCUCCUGGAUUCCAGCCUCCUGGCCAGGGACGUGGUUUCCCUCCCCCGGGCUUUGGUGGCAGGUAA